AUGGAGGCGAACACAACAAUGUUAGCACUUUCAAAUGUUUCAGAUACUAGAUUGAUUUGUUAUACACCAUCCAUGACCACAACAGAUGGUAUAUGGAAAGGAGAUAACCCUUUAGAUUAUUCUAUCCCUCUCUUCAUUAUCCAAUUAACCUUGGUUGUUCUUACCACUUGUUUUUUUGUUUUCAUCCUCAAACCAUUUAAACCUCCUCGUGUCAUUGCUGAAAUCUUGGGUGGAUUGUUUUUGGGGCCAACGGUGCUAGGUAGAGAUGAAACCUUUGCAAAUAAUGUAUUUCCUCUAAAAAGUGCUGUGGUUUUAGAAACUUUGGCGAAUAUAGGUUUGAUAUACUUUCUAUUCCUAAUUGGUUUAGAGAUGGAUAUAUCGAUUGUAAAACAGACGGGGAGAAAGGCGGUGUCGAUUGCCAUUGCCGGUAUGAUACUGCCCUCGAUUGUUGGUGUUGGAAUAUCAUUUGUUAUGAAUGAUAGAGAUGAAAGUGUGAAUGAAAUUGGUUAUGUUCUCUAUCUUGCUAUUGUUCUAUCUGUUACUUCAUUUCCUGUGCUCGCGCGAAUACUGACUGAGCUUAAACUCAUUAAUACCGAGUUAGGAAAGCUUGCCCUUUCGACUUCCCUCGUGAAUGAUGUGUUUGCUUGGGUUUUACUAGCUCUAGCUAUUGCUUUAUCUGAGAAAAAUGCAUCCACAGUGGCUUCUGUUUGGGUUGUUUUGUCAAAUGUUUUCUUUGUUGGUUUCUGUUUUCUUGUUGUUAGGCCAUCUGUGGCUUUGUUGAUCAAGAAAACUCCGGAAGGGAAACCGUUUAGCAAGUUCCAAAUAUGUGUUGUGCUUGUUGGCGUUAUGGUCUCGGCUUUCAUUACAGAUGUUAUUGGAACACAUUCAAUUUUCGGAGCUUUUGUUUAUGGAUUAGUGAUUCCAACCGGUCCACUCGCAGCUGCUAUAAUCGAAAAGCUAGAAGACUUUGUUUCAGGGCUUUUGCUACCUCUUUUUUAUGCUAUUAGCGGACUCAAGACUAACAUUACCUUAGUUCACGGAGGUCGUUUUUGGGCAUUUGUAUUCGCAAUUGUUCCUCUCGCUUGUUUUGGAAAGAUCAUCGGUACUCUUUUUUUUUCAAUCCUUUUUGACAUACCAGCUCGCGAUGGCGUCGUGCUUGGUUUUCUUAUGAACACCAAAGGUCUUAUUGAAAUGAUUGUGCUCAAUAUUGGGAGAGAACAAAAGGUCUUAGGUGAUGAAAUAUUCUCAAUUAUGAUUAUUGUAACACUUAUAAUGACAGCGAUAGUUUCACCUAUUGUGACAUUAAUCUAUAAGCCGAGGAAAAUACUCAUACCUUAUAGAAGGAGGACAGUACAAAGUUCAAGAGUUGAUGCAGAGUUAAGGGUUCUGGUGUGCAUUCAUUCUCCUAGAAACGUUCCUACAAUAAUAAAUCUUUUAGAAGCCACAAACCCAAACAAAAUGUCUCCGAUGUGCGCUUAUGUGCUCCAUUUAGUCGAACUCACCGGUCGAGCUUCAGCCAUGCUUUUCGUCCAUGCCACUAUACAAACAGGAGGUCCAGUGGUCAACAAAACACAAGCACAGACCGAACACAUCAUCACCGCAUUUCGUAAAUUCGAGGAACAUGUUAGUUACGUCGCGGUCCAACCUUUAACCGCUGUUUCGCCUUACUCUACCAUGCAUGAAGACAUAAACAUUUUGGCCGAGGAAAAACGCGUAGCCACCAUCAUCAUUCCUUUUCAUAAACAACAAACAGUUGAUGGAGACAUGCUAGAAACAAAUCCAGCAUUGAGAAUGGUGAACCAUAAUUUACUACAAACUGCUCCUUGUUCGGUCGCGAUACUUGUUGACAGAGGCCUUAACGGAUCCAACCAGUUAACUUCAAAUAAAUCUUCUCAUCAGGUGGCUGCGUUAUUCUUUGGCGGAUCAGAUGACAGGGAAGCAUUAUCCUAUGGAUGGAGAAUGUCAAGGCAUCCCAGAGUUGUGCUCACUGUGAUGCAUUUCAUUCAUAGAAAAGAUGCAACUCAAACAUUAAACGCGGACGAUGCAACUCAAACAUUAAACACGGACGACGAUCAAAUGGACAAUCAAAGAAGUUUGAUUUCAAAAAAACUAGACGAAGAGUGUAUAAAUGAUAUAAAAAUGAUAGCCGCGAACGAUGAAUCAGUGAAGUACAUAGAAAAAAUUGUGAGUAACGGGGAGGAAACAAUUACGGCGAUAAGAGAAAUGAACAAUUUCAACGAUCUCUUCAUAGUUGGGAGGAGUCAUGGAAAUUCUUCGGAAUUAACGGAAGGUUUGACGGAUUGGAGCGAAUGUCCCGAGUUAGGAGGCAUUGGAGAUUUGCUUGCUUCCUCGGAUUUUGAAACAACAGCUUCGGUGCUUGUUAUGCAUCAAUAUGUUGGACAAGGACCAGAUGGAGAGGAUGUUUUUGUUGGAGAAAGACCAUGGCAAUCAAGUGAAAAUUUUAAUAACAUGAGACAACAAUGUAAGGGAAGAUAUACAAAUAAAAUAAUGGGGGCAAAUACUCAAACAUCACAGUUUUUAUAA
Molecule: messenger RNA, 2544 nt
Organism: Lathyrus sativus (Indian pea)
Lineage: Eukaryota; Viridiplantae; Streptophyta; Magnoliopsida; Fabales; Fabaceae
Source: the annotation of a GenBank genome assembly